AUGGGAGAAGACGACAAAUUUGCGGUUCCAGCUCCCCCGAAACAGUUCGGAUCGUUGGCAAAUGCAGAAAGCGUCAAUGCUAUCUUGAACGCAGCUCAAAAAAGUCAAGGACCAACAGUGUCUCUGGAAAGAAUGGAAGUCUCAAAUCAAGCAGAUUCCCGUCAUGAUGCUGAGAUGCUCGCCGAGUUUGACAGAAGAAGAAGGGCAAGGACACUAACUCUACCCACAGAUGAUGUUCAGGUGAAGCUAAAACUUCGUGCAUUAAACCAGCCGAUUUGCUUGUUCGGAGAAGAUGCAUUGGAUAGACGAGAACGUCUCCGAGCUCUACUUUCAACAAUGUCGGAAGAUGAAAUUGCUGCAGUUUUACAUACUGAUGAGCAUAACGCAGACAAAAACGAUGAAGAAACAGUCACAUGGUACCAUCGUGGACCAGUUGAGCUUCGCAAGGCUCGUGUCGCUAUUGCAGAUUUUUCGCUGAGAAAAGCUAAAUUAAGAUUGGAAAAGGCCCGUGAAGAUGCUGCUCAGCCGUCUCACGAGAAAGCGUUAGCUCGACAAGAAGCUCACAAAUGGGUUCAACAAAUUAAUUUGCACGCCUCACAAGUCGCUGAUACACGCCCUGUUGCCUAUUGCGAGUUUUCCGCAGAUUCUAAACAUAUUGUCACCGCUGGCUGGUCUGGAUCAGUGGCUGUCUGGAAACGAGAUCAAUGCGAAAAAGAAAUCAAGUUCACUGGUCAUUCAGCACAAGCUGGAUGUGCUCGUUUCCAUCCAGGAGCUUUUGUUCAGAACGACAAUGCUUCUUUGAAUGUGGUAUCUUGUUCUUACGAUGGAACUGUUCUUCUGUGGUCAUUGGCACAAGAAACUCCGAUCGGUGAGCUAGAAAAACAUCCACAAAGAGUUUCGAAGGUAGCAUUCCAUCCAAAUGGACUACAUCUAGCAACAGCUUGUUUCGAUUCAACUUGGCGUAUGUAUGAUUUAACAACGAGGAAGGAGUUGUUAUUCCAAGAGGGUCAUUCGAAAUCAGUAGCUGACGUGGCAUUUCAUCCAGAUGGAUCUGUAGCACUGACCGGCGGUCAUGACUGUUAUGGAAGAGUAUGGGAUAUGCGAACUGGAAGAUGUAUCAUGUUCCUUGAUGGUCACACAAAAGAGAUUCACUCUGUUGAGUGGAUGCCGAAUGGCUACGAAAUGAUAACCGGAAGCUCGGAUAACUCUAUGAAAGUCUGGGAUCUCCGAAUGCGUCGUAACACUUACACAAUGCCUGCUCACACUUCAGUCGUUACACGUGUUCGCGCAAGUUCAGCAGGACAAUAUCUCGUUUCUGCUAGUUUCGAUUGCACACUAAAAAUGUGGUCGACUACUGGUUGGCAACCCCUCAGACAACUUCAAGGGCACGACACUCGAAUUCUUUGUGUUGAUAUCAGUCCAGAUGGCCAAUGGAUGUGUUCUUCAGCGUUCGAUCGUACAUUCAAGUUGUGGGCUCAAUCUGAUUAUUGA
Caenorhabditis remanei is the source of this 1491-nucleotide messenger RNA. RefSeq lists its product as uncharacterized. Gene Ontology annotation, molecular function: U6 snRNA binding; U4 snRNA binding; protein binding. Gene Ontology annotation, cellular component: U4/U6 x U5 tri-snRNP complex. Bases 1 to 1491 code for a protein of 496 amino acids. Lineage: Eukaryota; Metazoa; Nematoda; Chromadorea; Rhabditida; Rhabditidae. The record is from RefSeq and is a predicted model, not a curated record. Gene Ontology annotation, biological process: mRNA splicing, via spliceosome. The transcript is spliced from 7 exons.